UUUCAGAAAUGACCGAAUCAGUACUGGAAAAUCCAAUUUUCAUUCGAUCAUGCAUUCUCAACGAAGUUCUUCACCGCAAGCCAAUACGUGAAAGCUAUAAGAAUUUCUGCGAAAAACUAGGCGAUGACGUCAUGGAUUACAUAGAUUUUGAGUUCUGGUUUUAUCGAUUUUAUGAAGGAAAUCAUGAUUUGAAUUAUGAUCAGAAAUUGGAGCCCAAAAACUUGUCGGAUAUGCCAAUUAAAAUACUUCAGCGGAUUUUGAAUGAACUGUGUUUUCGUGACAAGAUGGUCCUUCAAAAAGUUUGCCGAAUCUUGCGAAAAGUUGUCCCGGAAAUUGAUGCGGCAGCUCACAGUGCAGUGAGUUUUCGAAUGUGCAGAGAUUGGACAUUUCUCGAAUUUUCUAAACAUGAAAUUGUAUAUCGAGAAUUCGAAGGCGGUUGCAUUGUGAAGUAUGAGGAUUAUGCAAAACCUGUCAUAGGAGGAAACCAGUUGGAAUUGGCAUUGAACGACUUCUCCAACUUUCUAAAAUGUCCGAAGCUUCAUCUUAAACAUUUCGGCGUAACAUUUUCAAGUGCUGUUGGGGAAGAAGCCCGUCAGGAGGUGAUCGAGACGGUUGGAACUUUGAAAUGGCCGAAUUUAAAAACUGUAUUUUUCAAUGGAAUCCAUCAAUCUGAAAUCAAGCCCAUGAUAACUUGCUUCAAUUCAGAGACAAUCGAGCACAUUAUUCUAGACGUUUCUCGAGAUUCAACAUCUCGACAAUUUCCCUACCAACUUGCAAAAGGCGAUUUUCCGAAGCUUAAUCACGGACCCCAUUGAAAUCGCAAGGGUCUUCGACCCAAAUCAUGAAGGUGAUGCAGUCAACAUUCUGGAAUACAAUACAACUAGUUCACGAUUCGUUAUCCAGUGCGAGGCCUAUAAGUUUGCAGUUGAGAAAAGAGAUGAUAGUGAAGAAGAUCAGCCAACACUUUAAAUAGUUUGCAAUUAUUAUUUAGGUUGUAUAAUAAAUUGUCAUGUUUUAUAUCAAUAAAAUUAUGUUUUGUAUAAA
Caenorhabditis elegans is the source of this 1044-nucleotide messenger RNA. It is a transcript of the gene fbxa-222, whose product is annotated as F-box domain-containing protein. Bases 9 to 815 code for a protein of 268 amino acids. The record is from RefSeq and is marked reviewed. The transcript has 4 exons. Lineage: Eukaryota; Metazoa; Nematoda; Chromadorea; Rhabditida; Rhabditidae.